UUACAGGCGCAAAUCCCCCUCCCCUGCGGCCCUACCGGCCAGAGUUCAUCUCCACAGCCAGACUUGUCCUCUUCUCUCCUCCGACGAUUCGUGCUUGUCCAACUGUGGUCGGUGGUGGUAGACGGCCGGCGACGAGGAUGGCCACCCUGAGGAACUUGAAGAUCAAGACGUCGACGUGCAAGAGGAUCGUCAAGGAGCUGCGCUCGUACGAGAAGGAGGUGGAGAAGGAGGCGGCCAAGACCGCCAACAUGAAGGAGAACGGCGCCGAUCCUUACGAUCUCAAGCAGCAGGAGAAUGUUUUAGCUGAGUCGAGGAUGAUGGUUCCAGACUGCCACAAGCGACUUGAGACUGCUCUGGCAGACUUGAAAGCAACACUGGCUGAACUGAAGGAGGCAAAUGAACAAGGUGCUGAGAUUGGAGAAGCUGAGAGUACUAUCACGGAGGUCGAAGCUGUGGUCAAGCCAACAGAAGAAUGAAUUCUGAACUCACAGUUGCUGAACUAUUAGCAAGCAUCCGCUUUGCUCGUGUUGAGACCUUGUGAGCUCGCUAGUAAGAUGUGUUUGAUGUAAACUCAUGUACCAGUAUCUUGACUUGGAAAUUCUACAGUUGGGCACGGAAUUGUGUUUGCUGCUCUUAUGUUGA
Messenger RNA from Setaria italica (foxtail millet), 642 nucleotides. Its product is annotated as tubulin-folding cofactor A. The coding region runs from base 138 to 476 and encodes 112 amino acids. The transcript has 4 exons. Gene Ontology annotation, cellular component: microtubule cytoskeleton; cytosol. The record is from RefSeq and is a predicted model, not a curated record. NCBI's taxonomy places the organism in Eukaryota, Viridiplantae, Streptophyta, Magnoliopsida, Poales, Poaceae. Gene Ontology annotation, molecular function: beta-tubulin binding. Gene Ontology annotation, biological process: post-chaperonin tubulin folding pathway; tubulin complex assembly.